CACAAACAAAAAGUAACAUGUAUAGUUGAGAUGAGUAGGGAUAGUGAAGUAACUUCACAGUCCAACAUAAACAUUUUUUAUACCCAGGCCUAGAUUCUCAAUUCUCAAUUCUCAUUCUCUUCUCUUCUCUUUUGUGGUUCAGAUUUCGAUUAGUAAGAAAAACUAUGGCAAAGAAGAAAAACUCCAUGGUGUUUAUGGAUGUGUCUGUAGAUGGGGAUCCUUAUGAAAAAAUGGUUUUUGAGCUUUUCUACGAUGUUGCUCCAAAGACUGCCGAAAAUUUUCGUGCACUGUGUACCGGAGAAAAAGGAGUAAGUCCUAAUACUGGAAAAUCACUGCACUACAAGGGUUCUUUCUUCCAUCAGAUCUUAAAAGGCUCCAUUGUUAAGGGUGGAGACUUUAUCAAUCGAAAUGGGACUGGUGGAGAGAGCAUAUACCCCAAGUUCCCAGACGAGUCUCCUAGGCUAAAGCAUGAUUCUCCAGGCCUUCUAUCUAUGGCGAUUGCUGAUCGUGACACUCUUGGUUCACAUUUUAUCAUCACUUUGAAAGCUGAUCACCAUCUUGAUAGGAAGCAUGUGGUUUUUGGCAAGCUUGUGCAGGGGUAUGAUAUAUUGAAGAAAAUUGAAGAUGUAGGCAAUGAAGAAGGACUACCAACCGUAACUGUCAAAAUAAUUAAUAGCGGUGAACACAAUGAGGAUGGAAAGAAGACACACAAGUCAAAAAUUGGAAAGAAUGCAUCUUCUGAAGCAAAUAGUCAUGAAGUGCGGAGAAAGGGAAAGCAUAAAAAAUCUUCAGGAGACAGAAGGAAGAAGAGAAAACAUUACUCAUCAGAAUCAGAUAGUUCCUCAGAUUCCGACUUGGAAUCUUCUGAAAGUGAUAGUGACUCUGACUCAGAUUUGUCCUCGUCAUCUUACACAAGUUCAUCUAGCGAUGACAGGCGAAGGAAAAGAAAGAGAUCUAGGAAAGAUAAACAUAGACAUGGAAAAAGAAGAGAUAAACGUCGAGAAAAGAGGCGAAGGAAACAAGAUAAGAGAUCAAAACGUAAAUCAAGGAGGGAAUCAGGCAGUCAUUCUGAUGCAGAUAGUGCAAGUAAGAGUAACGAUAAUUCUAACGGCAAAGGUCUUGAUACUCAAGAGAAAAUUCUGAAGCAAAAAGAUCAUUCUCAGAUAGCUGCUGAAGUCCAGUCAUCCUCAGUUUUGGAGAAAGAAUUACCUCCACUGAAUCAUAAAAAGAGGGACGGGGUGGGCAUGCUAGAUGAGGAAGAAUUACCAAAAGAAAAUGGAGCGCAGCCUAGCAACGGCAUCAGGGCCAACUAUAGACCUGACAGAAGUGAAGAGAGGCAGCAUGACGUGAUGGAUGAUAAUCCAGGAAAAUCUAGGAGUCGAAGCAUGAGUCCUAAGCAAACCGUGAGCAAGAGUAUGAGUAUUAGUCCCAAGUGUGUGUGCAAAAGCCCGAGCAUUAGUCCAAAGAGGAGGUUUAGCAGAAGUCCAAGUGGUAGUAAAAGUCCUCGUGCUCCAUCGCAGAGGAGUUUGAGCAGGAGUCCUGUUAGAAGCAUAAGCAGGAGUCUAAACAGAAACGUCAGCAGAAGCCCCGUGAGAGGGAGGAAGGGGAGAAGUAUCAGUAGAAGCCCUAUGAGAACAACACACAUUCAUAAAAGUGUCAGCAAGAGCCCUGUGAGAAGUCCCGAUCGUAGAAGUCUUAGCAAGAGCCCUGCCAGAUCUGUUUCUCAAAGCCGCAGGAGUUCUGCCAGAGUAUCAUCACGAAGAACAGUCAGUAGGAGUCCUGUAAGAAUGUCAAGAAAGAGCAUAAGCAGGAGUCCAGUUAGAUCAUCUGCCAGAAGUCUCAGCAGAAGUUCCGGCCGAGUUCCUUUGAGAAGCAUUAGCCGAAGUCCUGUCAGAGUGGCAAGCAGAGGCAAUCACCGCAGCUAUUCCAGGAGUCGUAGCCCUGUUCGUAGGGCAAGGACACCUCGUGGGAGGAGUCUGUCGAAGAGUGUGUCACCUGAUGCUUCACCAAAACGUAUCAGAAGGGGAAGAGGUUUCAGUGAAAGAUACUCUUAUGCUAGAAGGUAUAGAACCCCCUCUCGGUCUCCUGUGAGGUACCGCUAUAAUGGAAGGAAUGACCGUGACAGAUAUUCAGGAUACAGAAGGUACUCCCCUAGGCGUUUUAGGAGCCCACCGCCACGGAGAAGAACUCCACCAAGGUACCGGAGUAGGAGAAGCAGGACACCGUCUGUAUCACGAAGCCCACCUUACCGAGCACGAAGGUAUAGCCCAAGCCCUAGCCCAGUUCGCAACCGCUCACCUUCUCGUGUGAAUAGGCGUGCGUCAUCAUCCCUCAGCAGGAGUCCAUCUCGAUCCAGGUCUUCUGUGGAAUCACUAUCUCCAAGGAAGCUAAGCAAAGAUAACAGGUCAAGGUCUCCUUCUAGAAGCUCAGACGGAAAGAAAGGCCUGGUCUCUUAUGGAAAUGGUUCUCCUGAUUCAAGCUAAAGGUGAAAUACCGAAUUCGGACCUUUCAGGGAAACCUCACAGCGUUCAUUUUUUAACUUCACAUACUGCUUUACCUGCUUGCUGGAAUUAGUUACUGUUACAUAUUCUUCAUGAACCAAUGCUAGGAAUUUGAUUUAUCCUCAUAGUAAGUUGAAAUGGCAUGUUGAAAGAUACUAGGUACUAUAAUAAGUUUGACUAUACAUGCCAUACUCAAAUGCAGCUUUAGUAAGUAUCAAUAUUUGCUCGAACGUGUGGGUGUAGUACCCCAUCCAUAUCCCCAGUUAUCAGUAUCUUGUAGCAAGAAGCAUGAGUUUAACUGGUGGAGAUUUGGCCUAUCCUUUAUGGUUAGUAUGCGAAUUGAUCCUAUAUAAGUGUGAAAAUAUUGCUUUAGUAUUUUCCUAUAUGUAACGUUUAAUUUUCAUGAGUAUUUUGUCAGAGACAUUCUUUUCCGA
Messenger RNA from Medicago truncatula (barrel medic), 2935 nucleotides. Its product is annotated as peptidyl-prolyl cis-trans isomerase CYP95. The record is from RefSeq and is a predicted model, not a curated record. Gene Ontology annotation, molecular function: peptidyl-prolyl cis-trans isomerase activity; cyclosporin A binding. The transcript has 14 exons. Lineage: Eukaryota; Viridiplantae; Streptophyta; Magnoliopsida; Fabales; Fabaceae. Gene Ontology annotation, cellular component: cytoplasm. Bases 165 to 2483 code for a protein of 772 amino acids. Gene Ontology annotation, biological process: protein folding; protein peptidyl-prolyl isomerization.